AUGCAGUGGGGCGGCCUCUACUUUGUGUGUUUAGCGGUAUGCUGCUUCCAUACUGCAUCAGAACCUCUUGGUAUACCGGAUUAUCAGGCAAACGGCAUCAGGAAGCGUCGAAGUGAUGAGAAGGAUGGGCUCGCCCUGUCCAGGGAAAUAUUCAGAAACAUUACUAUGAAACUGCGAGAAAACAUCAAGCGGGAAGGAGCAACUGACACGAACGAUCAUUUAUUACAAAAUAAAAUCGUCGAGUCGCGUCACUAUGCACCAUAUCAAGAGUAUCAUCACUAUGAACGACACUGGGGCCCAUACUUCGAGGAACGAAAUGUCACACAAGUGACGGCGCAUGUAGGGUCAGAGGCCCUUUUGAAUUGUAGAGUAGUAAUGCUUAAGGACAAAACUGUUAUGUGGCUAAGAAACACAACAGAUACAGCCCAGUUACUAACAGUUGGACCAGCGCCUUACGCUGGAGACAACCGAGUCGCUGUAAAAUUCCAAUAUCCCAAUAAUUGGAGACUAAGCAUCAAUCCAGUAAAGUGGUCCGACGCGGGGCUCUAUAUGUGCCAAAUAUCCACGCAUCCCCCGAGAACAAUAUAUGCUAAUUUCUCCGUACUCCCCCCCGUAUUAACAAUAAAUGGUGAUAAAACCCACGAUGUAAAAGAUAGGUUCUAUAAAGCCGGGAGUUCCAUAAAGCUUUCCUGCGUUAUAUCGGAAGAAUACGUUUCAUCUCUCCCCACUAAAACUGCAAUGACUACUAAAACAUACCCAACGACCACGACGCCUCCGACGACGACGACGGAAUUGUCAACUAAAAUGAGUACUAUAUUCAAUAGAAUAGAUAUAAUGUUAAAUAAAAGUUGGAGCGUGGAAACGACCACGAUAACAACGACCGUUAGUACGAGCACCACAACUGAGAAUACUGAAACUAAAAGUACCACAGAAGUGACUACGGCGAAACCAGUUAAAAAGACCAUUUUGAAUAACAUUUACGGUCUAUCUUGGAAAAAACAAGGCAUGGAAUACAAUGAGACGGUGUCUUGGCGUAAUAUGAGUGCUACGAUCAGCGUAAGUUCAGCUUCGCAAAACGAUAGCGGGACAUACACAUGUCUUCUACAGAACCAUUCACAAGUCAUAGUAAACGUACAUGUUUUGAUAGGUGAGAACCAAGCCGCUGUUCAUCACGACACCUGGAACAAAGGGUCAUAUUUUCGGAUGCCUGAUAUUAUAAUUUUAGUCAUCCUUAUAACAUUUAUGUCUUUACUGACUUAAAAUAUAAUAAUUAAAUAUUGUACACGUA
Molecule: messenger RNA, 1288 nt
Organism: Melitaea cinxia (Glanville fritillary)
Lineage: Eukaryota; Metazoa; Arthropoda; Insecta; Lepidoptera; Nymphalidae
Product: cell adhesion molecule 1-like
Exons: 7
Coding region: 1-1260 (419 amino acids)
Biological process (GO): synapse organization
Cellular component (GO): neuron projection membrane
Source: RefSeq, a predicted model, not a curated record